Messenger RNA from Panthera uncia (snow leopard), 877 nucleotides. It is a transcript of the gene EIF3J, whose product is annotated as eukaryotic translation initiation factor 3 subunit J. Gene Ontology annotation, cellular component: eukaryotic translation initiation factor 3 complex; cytoplasm. Gene Ontology annotation, molecular function: translation initiation factor activity. The coding region runs from base 100 to 870 and encodes 256 amino acids. NCBI's taxonomy places the organism in Eukaryota, Metazoa, Chordata, Mammalia, Carnivora, Felidae. The transcript has 8 exons. The record is from RefSeq and is a predicted model, not a curated record.
UGCCCCGCGCCGGCCAACGAGAGCAAAGUCAGUGACUCACCUCCGCCGCGCUAACUCCUCGCUAGCUCUCCCCUCACACACGCUCACACCCGGUUCGAGAUGGCGGCGGCAGCAGCGGGGGACUCUGACUCCUGGGACGCUGACACGUUCUCCGUGGAAGACCCGGUGCGGAAGGUGGGGGGCGGCGGCACCGCCGGUGGGGACCGCUGGGAAGGCGAGGACGAGGACGAGGACGUCAAGGAUAACUGGGAUGAUGAUGAUGAUGAAAAAAAGGAGGAAGCAGAAAUAAAACCAGAAGUAAAAAUUUCAGAAAAGAAAAAAAUAGCAGAGAAAAUAAAAGAGAAAGAACGGCAGCAGAAAAAAAGGCAAGAAGAAAUUAAAAAGAGGUUAGAAGAACCUGAAGAAACUAAAGUGCUAACACCAGAAGAACAAUUAGCAGAUAAACUGCGGCUAAAGAAAUUACAGGAAGAGUCAGACCUUGAAUUAGCAAAAGAAACUUUUGGUGUUAAUAAUACAGUUUAUGGAAUAGAUGCUAUGAACCCAUCUUCAAGAGAUGACUUCACAGAGUUUGGAAAGUUACUAAAAGAUAAAAUUACACAAUAUGAAAAGUCACUAUAUUAUGCCAGUUUUUUGGAAGCCUUAGUUCGAGAUGUGUGUAUUUCACUGGAAAUUGAUGACUUGAAAAAGAUUACCAAUUCAUUGACUGUGCUUUGCAGUGAAAAACAAAAGCAAGAAAAGCAAAGCAAAGCCAAAAAGAAGAAGAAAGGCGUGGUUCCUGGAGGGGGAUUAAAGGCCACCAUGAAAGACGAUCUGGCAGAUUAUGGUGGUUAUGAUGGAGGAUAUGUACAAGACUAUGAAGACUUCAUGUGACAUUUUA